AUGAUUCUCACUGCGCCUGGUUGGAGACGCUGCAAGAUAUGGCUGCCAACUGAUGUCAUUGGCCAUCUUGUCGGUUUCUAUCCAGAUUGCAUGAGAUGGUGUUUGGAACGAUUGUAUAGGGUGUACUUGGUGGGUAACUCAGCUGCCUAUUAUUAUUAUUCACACCUGCGUUUGCUUUCUUGUCCGCAGAAUGCGCGGUCAGAAUUACUGACGGAUGCAGAAAAUGCCACGCUCCAUUCGCUUUUGGGACCUAACUGUCGUUCACGAGCGACAGCGGUCGUGCGUCUCUAUGUGGUAAAGGGUGCUCAUCAGUGGGUACACAAAUGUUAUGGUGUGGCGUGUUACGUCCGUGAUAAACAGGAACGCGCCCACUUUAUCCGCGUGUAUGACAUCGAUUCUCAACAGGAACUAUUUGGACAAGAGUUGUAUCUGGAAAUGCAAUAUACCCGACCGCUCCCCCGAUUUCAUAUCAUGCAAUCAGAUGCCGGCCCCAUGGGAAUCUCAUUUUCAUCGGCUGAAGAGGCUAAGUUGUUUGGAGACGUGGUUGUGGAACAGAUUGAGAGGCGCUUGGCUCGUGUCCAGGCCAGUCAGUCAGCGGAGCCGACGCCAACUGCUCCAGCCUCCACAGUCGCGUCAAAUAAUGGUAUCCAACCUGGAAUAUAUGAGCUGAAUCGGCCCAUUCCCACAUACCAGGUGUCGAUUCCGUCACAGAAAAAGACUAAAGGAAAAGGGAAAAAGGCCAAAUUGACUUCCGGCGAUAUCAGUGCUCCAUCUGGUUUUCGCCAUUUGCAACAUGUCGGUUACGAUAAGGAUACAAAGAAGUUUGAUGUCUCGUCAGAACAGAACGAAAUGCUGCGUGAAAUGUUGCGGAUGCUGGGGCAGGAGGACUGCCUCAAUGUGCCCGGUGAGCGGGAAUUCGUCGUCGAUUUUGUGCGCAGCUUCGGUUGGGACGAGGCGAAACGACAACUGUCUACUGCAAAGCGUGAAGGUGGUCUAGCUGAAGUUCCAUCGGCCGCUCGACCCGCAGCCCGUCGACCACCACCACCACCACCCUCGCAUCCACCACCUCCACCCGUCCCUGGUGGGUUUCAGCGACCAGCUGUACCACCACCACCUCCUCCACCUCCUCCCCCAAGUACAUCUCCACCAGACCAGAGUGUUCGUCCACCCCCACCAAUGCCCAGCGAUGGCAACAUCCCACCACCGCCUCCAGUACUCGAUUUCGAGACACCGGCAGCGCCGGAGCCGAAAACCCCUUCCACACCCGCAGCGGCGAAACCGGUUGCCGCACUUGGCACUGACCUUCAGUCGCAAAUCAUGGGAUUCCAAAAGGGUAGCCUUCGCAAGGUCAAUCCAGGAGAGGGUGUCCCGGGCGGACCCCCACCGCCUACACCAUCCGGUGGUGGCUCAGGGGGUAUGAACCUACUUCAGUCCUUGGCCAAUGCAUUAGAAAUGCGGCGCGCACAUAUGCGAAACCAAGAUAGCGAUGCAGAUUCCAACAGUCCUUCGGAUGGAGGUUCAGAUGACGAUUGGGGAACCUGAAACUGGUAUUUAUUCGGGUUCGAAUUACUGGCGUACUUGCGAGAACUUGCACGUGCGUGGCUUUUCCGAUAUACUGACCGUAAUGCCGGCCUAAAUUUGUUUAUAUUGGUCAUUCCUUUUUCUAUUCAACUACGCGAAGGAUUCAUGUUUACAGAUUGAUCCCACGAUGAUUUGAUUUAUAGAUACUUUAUUGAUCAGUGCCUUAGCUAUUCACUCUCACUCUUUCAAAAGUCUUGCCUGGGCUUGUGCACUGCACCACCACUACACUGCCAGCUGUGGGCCGCAUCCAUGCUACCUCCCCCCACCGCAACCGGCAAAACGCCCACAGUUACAUCCCUCCUGUGCACACACGCAAAUGUUCUGUUAUUUUGUUCACUACACAACUUUUGGAAGUAAGCUCCUUCCCGCCUGAGACGAAAUCAGUGUAUGAUGCCAUUGUUGAACACUAUUUUUUUCUUUUUCUCUCUUUUUCGACACCCACGAUUACGCCAAUUUAAAAAACCGUGAACUUUUACGUUCGAAUGGUGGGUGAGAGUGACUUGGGUAUCGUAUGGUCGCGGGAUUGAUAAAACUGUAAUCUGGACAACGCUGCCUUGGUUAGUGAGUUUCUCAGAUUAUUGAAAUUUGUUUCUUCUUCUAUUGAUGAGUAAUAUAGAAAGAUAGGUUAGGGAAUGGUGGGCGGAUGUACUAACCAAGUCCCAGAUAUGGUCAAUCGGAGAUAGACAAGUAUCAUCCUCUGUGCUCAGUAUUGUCGUCCAUCUGGGUGAAGAAAUCCACCAACUUAAUGUCGCAAGAGGUAGCUAUUUGCAGAACGAACUUCCUGCUUGAAAAUCUACACUACCGUUCUCGGUCCCCCCUUGAAUUAGUGUACAAUCCCUCGAUGACGAGGUUCCUCUAGCAAAAGUCGCAUUUCCAUGUGGUCUUUUUGAAUGAUUACUGAAGACAGUGUGACAGUUUGAAGAUCUUGAUUACUGAUGGAUAGUGAACCUGGAAGGCACUGACUAUAGCUGUCCGUUUCCUACUUUAAGUAGUUCGACCUGCGAAUGUUGCGGAAAAUUCUGACGUCUAGCUUCCCCGUAUCACCGGUUAUAAAGUUUUUCUGGACCAUAAGCUGGUCAGCGGAAGUUCCUGGUCUUCUUAUGCGUACUGGUGAUUAGCUUAGUUGAGUAGUCAUCAUUGUCAGCUGUAAGAACCGCGUAUUUGUCGUACACUGAACCUUCCAUCUGAGGAGUUUUCACUCGGAGAGCCAGUCAGUACACGACCACGUGAUGUGGUUUGUGUAAUUGAAGGAUGAGUGGCGCUAUAUCCUCUGUAAGUGAGGACCGAUCGCACUGCUGUUGAUCCGCUGGUGGCCGAACGGUUGCGCUCGAACUGUUGUCCAAGUCCCUGGAAUUUCAUGAGAUGCUGACUGCUGGUGAUUUUCACUGAGGAUAAAAGGGCUGUGGAGUGCUUCUAAUCAUUUCAGCAUAAACUAAAUUUACUUACAAAACGGAUUCUUUAUUGAAAAUCCCCGAAUGCCUCACACUCUACAGAGGACCUUAACAUUUUCAAGUCAGUGGUCUUCACUCUUGUUGACUCAACCGGGUUUCAAGAAGCCUGCCCACAAGCAUUUAGCUCCGUAUGGAUGGCAGAAGCGCAGAUUGCAUACCCGCUCUUUAACCAGUUUCACUUGCACAUCCGCAGACUUGUUUACAGACCUCAGAAGUUCGAAGUAGAUGUGAAUCUCGUUUGGACCAGUUCCUUUCUUAUUCAGACAACCUAACUAAAGGUGAAUGGUUAAUCUUAUCUGAACAACCGUGAAGGCCAUGUUGGGCGAAAUGUAAGUGGGCACUGGAAACCCCAUGCAUGUGAGGCCUUUCUUCGUUAUUAAGCCUCGUAGUGUGUGGCGGGAGGGUGGUUGAGUAACAAUUUCCAUGUGUCGUGUUCUGAACCAAGCAAUGAUUUCUAAUCGGUUUUCUGUGACGCCCAUCAAUCUCAGGAACCCCGAAUUCCAAAUUCGGUAAUGUUUGACCUUGGACUGGGACUGUUCGAUAGGCAGUCAUAAGUUCAGCAGUGUACUUGUACUUGGUUCACCAACCGAUGAUCAUCUCUUAUCGAGGGAUCUGCUUUCCUCAAUCCGCUAAGGCUGUUAUCGGACUGGGACUUCCUAAGGUCGCUUGCCAUUGUGGGCUCCCUGCGUACUUAUGACACUUUUAUGCGUGGC
Molecule: messenger RNA, 3745 nt
Organism: Opisthorchis viverrini
Lineage: Eukaryota; Metazoa; Platyhelminthes; Trematoda; Opisthorchiida; Opisthorchiidae
Exons: 6
Coding region: 1-1542 (513 amino acids)
Source: RefSeq, a predicted model, not a curated record